Molecule: messenger RNA, 576 nt
Organism: Rhododendron vialii
Lineage: Eukaryota; Viridiplantae; Streptophyta; Magnoliopsida; Ericales; Ericaceae
Product: peamaclein-like
Exons: 2
Coding region: 70-336 (88 amino acids)
Source: RefSeq, a predicted model, not a curated record
GCUUUUGUUUGAUUCAGUACAUUACACAAUUUCACCCAGAGAGAGAGAGAGAGAGAGAGAGAGAGAGAGAUGAAGGUAGCUCUUGCAACUUUCUUGCUGGUGUCCCUUUUUCUCAGCUCUUCUCUCCUUGAGACUGCAAUGGCUGGUUCAAGUUUCUGUGACUCCAAGUGCGGGGUAAGGUGCUCAAAAGCAGGACGGGAGGACAGGUGCUUGAAGUACUGUGGCAUACGCUGCGAGGAGUGCAAUUGUGUUCCUUCUGGGACUUCUGGGAACAAGGACGAGUGCCCUUGCUAUAGGGACAAGAAGAAUUCCAAGGGCAACCCCAAGUGCCCUUAGAAUUUCAAUCAGUACUAUAACAUAGCCAUGGUAAAAAGAAUAUAUACACAUAAGUUGUUCAGAAAUUGGGUCUAAGGUCUUUUCAGUAUUUGGGGAAUAAAAUGGAGUUAUUUGCAAUUUAUAUAUGUAUGAUGUGUGUGUGUGUGUGUGAGAGAGAGAGAGAGGAUCCUAUCAUGGUCCAUAUGUUUGCUAUGGUGGAUUCAAUUACUUGGUAAUACAGCUAUAAAUUGUUACUACUCA